Gossypium raimondii (Peruvian cotton) is the source of this 1334-nucleotide messenger RNA. Its product is annotated as plant intracellular Ras-group-related LRR protein 7. Bases 226 to 1011 code for a protein of 261 amino acids. The transcript has 10 exons. The record is from RefSeq and is a predicted model, not a curated record. NCBI's taxonomy places the organism in Eukaryota, Viridiplantae, Streptophyta, Magnoliopsida, Malvales, Malvaceae. Gene Ontology annotation, molecular function: protein binding.
CUAUAUAUCAACAGAAAACGUCAAAAGAAUUCCCACCUCAGAGCAACGCGGUUUUUCGUCUGCACCAAAAACAAUAGCACACCAUUUGAAGACUGUUCAAAGCUUUGUUAACUCAUCUGUUUAAUCUCCUUCCUUUCCUUUUUUCCCUUCUCCAUAGUUUCUUUCCCGGUUAAAUUCUCUGGGAAAAUAGUGGGAAAGAGAAGGAAUAUUUUUUAGGAAAAAAAGAUGGGAUGUUGUCAAAGUAAAGGCGCUGAUUCCAAAGCUAAUAGGAUUGCUCGGUGGCGAUCAACUGGCAUUGUUGCUUUACGUGAUGCCAAAUUGAAGACAUUUCCCGAUGAAGUUCUUGAGCUGGAUAGAUCUGUGCGUACUCUUGAUUUAACGCACAAUAAAUUAGUUGAAAUUCCUGUGGAUAUCAGCAAAUUAGUCAACAUGCAGCGUCUGAUUUUAGCCACUAAUCUUAUCGAGCGACUACCAAUUAAUAUCGGGAAGCUUCAGUCUCUGAAAGUUAUGAUACUUGAUGGGAAUCAAAUUACUUCCUUACCUGAUGAAUUGGGCCAGCUGGUAAGACUUGAGAAGUUAUCGAUCUCUGGAAAUAUGUUAAUGUCCUUGCCCGAGACUAUUGGCAGCUUGCGCAAUCUGUCAUUACUUAAUGUGUCUAACAACAAGUUAAAGUAUCUUCCUGAAUCAGUUGGGAGCUGCUUUUCUUUGGAAGAGCUGCAAGCGAAUGAUAAUCUUAUCGAAGAACUUCCUGCAUCUGUUUGCAAUCUUGUUCACUUAAAGUCACUUUGUUUAAACAAUAACAAAGUCAGCCAGAUUCCUCCUAAUUUAUUGAAAGACUGCAAAGCUCUUCAGAAUAUCUCUCUGCACGGCAAUCCUAUUUCAAUGGAUCAGUUUCAGCAAAUGGAAGGGUUCCAAGAAUUCGAAGCAAGAAGGAAGAAGAAGUUUGACAAGCAAAUUGACUCUAAUGUGAUGAUUGGUUCGAAUGGCCUCGAUGAGGGUGUCGAUCUAUAAACUCUGCUGCAUUUCUAGUUCCGAGGGGACAAUGGUUUCAAAUCUUGAGCAGCAACAGAUACCAAAGAGUGUGGAUUGGGACAGAUCAUGUUGAUAAUUUACUAGUUUUUUUUCUCUUAAAAAAUAAAAUGUAUAUUUGCAAAAUUGGGGUUGGAUUUUAUUUGUAAAUAAUUGAUAUUUAGCUUUCGUUUUUAUUUAUAGUUUUUACCAUAAUGCAUGUAAUUUGCAGAGACUUGUAUAUCGUUAAAAGGAUGGUUUCGCUUUUGAAAUAUUUUUAUAGUGAAUUACAACUUGAAAUCCUAGUGAUUAGGUACAAUGAUUAA